Molecule: messenger RNA, 583 nt
Organism: Rhopalosiphum padi (bird cherry-oat aphid)
Lineage: Eukaryota; Metazoa; Arthropoda; Insecta; Hemiptera; Aphididae
Gene: NdufV3
Product: NADH dehydrogenase [ubiquinone] flavoprotein 3, mitochondrial
Exons: 4
Coding region: 137-415 (92 amino acids)
Cellular component (GO): mitochondrion
Source: RefSeq, a predicted model, not a curated record
ACUGUUGCGAAUGUUAAUGUAAGGUUCCAACUUCCAAUUCCAAAAGAAAAUACCGAGGUUUGUUCUCAAAACGCAAUAUUAUAUUGCAUAAUACGGCACAAUAUUUGAAAAAUUUAAUUCAUCUCAACAUAAAAUAAUGAGGAUAAACAAUGUUUUAACAAAAUCAUGUCUGGUUAACCAUCAGUUCCGCAGAUACGUAGCCACAACUGAAAAACCAAAAGACAUUACAUCUAAUGUUAAAGGUUUGAGUUCCAAGGUUAUCAUUGCUAACCCGCCACCAGAACGUGUAAGGAAAGCUGCAGAAAACGGUCCCUACAAGAAUCCACAAUAUUUCAGUUACCACAAAAAUUCAUAUUUUGAUGCUGAGAUUGAAAUGCACAAAUACAGAUUACCACAACCUUCAAGUUUAAAGUAGAAAAUAUUCACCAUGGUUUUCUAUAGAAUAUUAUUAAGAUAUGUACCAAUGAUUACUUUCCCAAUAGCUUUUGUGGCUGGUAUUAUUGGUUACAAUAUAGAACGUACAAUAUCUAAUGUAGAAACACCAUCAAAACCCAGUAUUUUAGAAGAAAAACUUAGAAGAAAA